Messenger RNA from Puccinia graminis f. sp. tritici CRL 75-36-700-3, 2898 nucleotides. RefSeq lists its product as uncharacterized. The record is from RefSeq and is a predicted model, not a curated record. Lineage: Eukaryota; Fungi; Basidiomycota; Pucciniomycetes; Pucciniales; Pucciniaceae. The transcript is spliced from 2 exons. The coding region runs from base 196 to 2241 and encodes 681 amino acids.
GUCUGAGAGGAUCUUUGCACCGGCUCGGCUUUGGCGUCGCCCAGGAGGGAAUUUGACUGGGUAUGUAGACGGGCAAUGUGCAGAUGUUGGUUGAUGCUUGUUUGGAUGUGGAUGUGUGUAGACAGAUGCUAAACAUCGGUUGUCGGUUAUUUUUUUGAGUUUAUAUUGUGGGUCUGAGUUGGAUGAAGUUGGAAAAUGCGAAUUGGCCAACUCCGACCCAUCACCACCACUAAACCACCAGCCAACAAAGCUUAUCUCAAAAAAACAACAACAACCUCAAGAAAAAGGGAAACACUCCGGAUGCCAUCCUGGUUCAGCAGCUCACUCAAACGAAGCCACAACAGCAACAAUGAACACCAACAACUACCACCAACACCAACACCAACCCAACCACCACCACCCAGUCUGAAAGCCAGGAAACUCAAAGAACAAGCAUGGCAGGAAGCAAUCCAACACCAGCAGACAACAACACCCAACAGACAACUCCAACAACAUCCUACAGCCAUCAACUCAUCCCUAGCCAUCAAGUACAACCCACACCAACAACCACGAUUCAGCAACCACACUACACACACUCCAACCCAUCGGGCCUCAUCCUCAACCUCCUCCUCAACAUCUCCCUCAUGGUCUCAACAGCAAUACACCCCCCAAAACAACAACAACAACAACAACAACCACUCAGAGGAGGUCGAAGUACUCACCCAAUCACUCGCUCUCAGACUCCAAGAACUGGCCACCGCAAACCAUGACGGACUGCUCGAUGACGACGAAUACAGGACCCUCAGGAAGGGCUUGUUCGACCAGAUUAAUGCUAGUCAUCAGCAACCCGUCCUCAUCGAACGCUCCUCUAAUCUGCUGCCAAACUCUUCCCCAAUCGCCCCUUCCUCCUUCGGCGACUCUCCUAUUAAGUCUCAACAAAUACCCAAUCAAUGUUACUCGCCCGACCCUAAAUCGAUUCACACGAAUGACCGACGAUCCCAGUGCGAUGCACCUACGCUAAGGUCUGCGCGAUCGUCGCGCUCGACGUCGUCAUUUCUGCAGAUGAUAUUUCGCCGGCCAUCGCGCCAGGGAGGGAUGAAUGGGACGGAGACGAUGGCCGGGGAUCAGAGCAUGUAUGACCACCGCUUAUUACGGACGGCAUCGAGUCGGGCAGGAUCGGUGCAUUCAGCAAUGCAGUCAGACUCGUGUCAGUCCAGUCUGUUCACCAACCCAUCGGCCUUCGGGGAUGCUGGGACAGGGAUGCGGAUGAGCAGCAACGGACAACUGUCGACCACCAUGCGGCUCUCCUCUACAGCCCCCGGUGAACUCUCCUCGCCUAGCACCCGUCGGACCGAGUCGCCGUUCGACUCCUCGCCUCUCCCAAGGCGGGCUCCCUCCCGGUACAUGUCUGCCAGUCCCUCGCCCCGGACGAUCAACGACCAUCAACUCACACCCGCCCAGCAACAGCAACAACAGCAACUCCUGCUCCAGCAGGGCAAGCUUGGCGGGGCCCAGGAUUACCGGCAGAUCGAGUGGAGCUCGACGGAGAUCAAGCAGGAGAUCGACGAGCUCGAGCUCGAGUGCGCCAAGCUGCUCCAGACGUUCGACGAGAUGGAGAAGACGCUCUUGGCCAAGUACCGGGCCGUGCCGCGUGCAGGGCCCGGGGGACCGGUGACCAAGUUCGAGGAGCUCGACCAGCUCAUGCUCCUCAACAACAACAACCAACAACAGGGCCAAGGCCAGGCUGGCAUGGGCUCGCCGAUGCUCUCCGGCUCCUCAACAGCUACGCCGGGCCUCCCCGAUCAUAUGGUCCUCUCCGACGACGCCCUCGCCCGUCGCCAAUCUAGCCUAAGACCCACCUCCUUCCUCGCCCCGCUCCUCAACCCUCGCUCGUUCAAGCCCAAGACCAGGUCGAUCUAUCGCGACUUACGUCCGGCCUCUAAUUCCCUCCACCAACGUCAACCCUCGCUCCUCUCCUCUCUCUCCACAAACGAAAACUCCUCAAACACCUUCUCCACUACUAUUACUACUACUUCUUCUUCUUCAACGACUACUCAUCCUACAGAUAAUAGUCGCGCCAUCCUCCUCCACAACGAGCAGAUCGACAUCCUCAGGUCCGACCCCAACCAGGAAUCCGAACUCAACGUCGAACUCACCUUCAUCGCUAACUCGAGACUCAAAGUCGCGGCGAAAUACCAGGACCGACUCGUCUAUCUUCGCGCUAAAUUGAAGGGCGCUCUCAUCCGCGAACUCUCCUCUUAAUCCUCCUUCGACGUCUUCUAUUCUUAAUUUAUCUUUCUUCGUCCUCAUCCUAUCUUCUUCUUCUUCUUCUUCUUAUUGGAGGUAUUGUCAGAGAACGUAACGAAAACACAUUUUUUUGUUUUCUUUGGUCAUUGACCAAUUAAUCAACCAACCACUCCCCCUCUGCCCAUCCGCUUUUUCUUUAAAAGAAGCCCAAGAACGUCCUCCCUUUCUCUCUCUCCCAUCCCACCCGAGUAUUGCUACAUUAUGAUCCCUGCUUCUUCAUUUUUCAUGCACCUCUUAAUAGCUCCCAUCCUCAUCUUCUUCCCUCCAACACUUGCUUGACCCAUCCCUUUUUUUGGUUUUCAGUCUCUGUUUUUUUAUACUUCUUUUUUUGAGUUGAAUUUGUUGUUGUUUUUUGUUAUUCCAUUCCAUUUCUUUGAAGAAGAAGAAUUCUGAUAUAUAUAUAUAUACAGAUGAAAGGUUACUAGAACAUAUGCAUAUUGUAUAUACAUAUGUAUUUUUUGCGGACAUUUUCAUUGUUUUUUCAAGUACACACACAAGAAUACAUUUAAUAUUGUGACUUGCUCAUUGUUUUUGAUCAUCUUUACAAACAUGUGGUUCAAUUUGCUGGGAGUUUUUUUUUGUUCUUUCAAAGGGUUUUUUAGAGGAUCUAAA